CACUGCAGUCCACAGUGUGUAGCCAGGGCAGCGCUUGAGGCUCGCCAACCACUGCACUGCAGGCAAGACUGAGUGACGGACCUGUGUAACACGAGAACCGCGAGUUACGACGAUUUGCGGUGCAGAGAACGUCACGCCGCCCGCCUGCCCGGUUGGUGUCACCUGCAACUCAUCGCAUUUCAGUGACCCCAGACAGUAUAGGUCUUUGUCCUGUUCUCAGACCACGGCGAUAUUCCAGACUCUUUCCGAUACCAGAUCGAAAUCCGUUCAGUUGCAACCAAGUUGAACAACAAACCCGUCGCCGGCGCAUAAACCACCACCACCACCACUGGACCUCCGCCAUGCCCUCCCUCCCCGACACCAGCGGUGGCGGAAGCCGAAGCAGCCCGCUGCUCUGGCGCAUCCUGAAAAUCUUCCUUCGGCCCUUUCGCGGCCCCGUCGAUCGUGCCCGUCGUGCCUUUCGCGCUGCCGCAUACCCUAUCCAAGGCAUAUACUACUUUUUGCGCCAUCCCGAAUUUUAUCCCGUGUUCCUAGGCCGCCUACUCCCGCUGUCCAUCAUCUCGUUCCUGGUGUAUCUGAUCCUGUUUACCUUUGCCUUUGUUCCCCAGCUGCUGUUCUUGAUGAUCUUCCAGGGCAAGGCCGGGGCUUGGUUCAAUGCGAUAGUGCUCGUGCUGGGAGAGGGCCAUGUGGUGAUCCAGGCUCUGUUUGAGGGCUUCUUUGUCGACGAGGCCCAAGUGGAUAUCUUUGACGCAACGCUAAUAAACCACGGACUGACCGACCUCGUUGCGCCCCAUCGUCUGCUUUUCCCGGAUGCGCCCACGUCGGUCAAGAUGUUGGGCAAGCCCACCACCAAGGCCGAGUUCCAACCCUUCAGCCUGAAACAAAUCAUCGAGCUGAUCGUCUUUCUCCCGCUCAAUCUAAUCCCGUACGGCGGCACGGUUGCUUUUCUCAUGAUUACCGGUUCUCGGUACGGGAAGCUGUCGCACCACAGAUGGUUCCAGCUGCGAGGGUUGAGCAAGCAGGAGAUGAAGCGGGAACGCAGCUACUGGUCGUGGGAGUACACGUGGUUUGGAACCGUAGCGAUGGUCCUCCAGCUGAUACCCGUGCUGAGCUUCUUCUUCCUCUUGACUACCAGCGCUGGAGCUGCCUUGUGGGUAGCAGAACUGGAGCAGAGGUCGCGGGUCAGAGUUGGACGGCCCGUCACUGCCAGCGACCAGGCGACUCGAAACCAGCCAGACGAACCUGUCUACCAUGACGGUAUCUACCAUGACGAUCCGGUAUAGAUUAUGGACUGGCACAAAUAACAGACGUAUUGCUUUAUGCAUGUUUUAUUCCCCGGGCCAGCGAAUGCCUCGUUGUGCUUUUAGGUACCCAAAGUCUAUCACGAAAAGGCCACUCUAGUCUUGUCAUUCAUUGUUACAGCUACAUUAUGUACUCUUUCCCUACUGUCCGGCCUAACAUAGGUUUCCCACUCACUGCUGUCUUGCAAUAUACUUCUACUGAGGGUGUCACGCUCCAUUAUCUUCAACAAAUCAAUAUGACACCAACCUUGACACCUGGAAGAAAGAAAAGAAUAACCACUACAGUCAGUACUACUCGCCAGUGCUUUGCUACGCACAGAACUGAACCAACCCGUUU
Messenger RNA from Neurospora crassa OR74A, 1638 nucleotides. RefSeq lists its product as hypothetical. NCBI's taxonomy places the organism in Eukaryota, Fungi, Ascomycota, Sordariomycetes, Sordariales, Sordariaceae. The record is from RefSeq and is a predicted model, not a curated record. Gene Ontology annotation, cellular component: ascospore wall; prospore membrane; lipid droplet. The transcript is spliced from 2 exons. The coding region runs from base 342 to 1283 and encodes 313 amino acids.